AUGUUUUUCUUCACUAUCUUUCCACUCUUACUCUCUCUUUUCUUCAUAAUCAAGUAUUGGUAUUAUUACAACAAUUCUUCUGUCAUCACAAAAAACCCACCACCUUCACCUCCAAGACUUCCACUACUUGGUAAUCUCCAUCAACUUGGCUUAUUCCCUCACCGCACACUCCAAACUUUAUCACACAAAUAUGGCCCAUUAAUGCUUCUUUAUUUUGGCAAGGUUCCAGUACUCGUGGUUUCAUCUGCUGAUGCAGCAAGAAAAGUAAUGAAAACUCACGAUUUGGUCUUCUCAGAUAGGCCACAAAGGAAAAUCUUUGAUAUUCUUUUAUAUGGUUCCAAAGAUGUGGCAUCUUGUGCAUAUGGCGAGUUUUGGAGGCAAAUAAGGAGGCUCAGUGUGUUACACUUACUGAGUAAUAAAAGGGUUCAAUCUUAUCGUUGUGUUAGAGAGGAAGAAACUUCAAGAAUGAUGGAAUAUAUUAAGGAAUAUCCUUCUUCUUCCUUGUCGCCGUUGAAUUUAUCCGAGGUUUGUUCUACAGUUACAAAUGACAUAAUUUGUAGGGUGGCUUUAGGAAAGAGAUAUCGUGAAGGAAGAGGGAUGAAAUUUCAGCAAGUGUUGUUGGAGUUUGUGGAGUUAUUGGGUACUAUAUGCAUAGAUGACUAUAUACCUUGGCUUGGUUGGUUGGGAAAAGUAAAUGGUUUUUAUAGCAGAGCUGAAAAAGUAGCCAAAUAUUUGGAUGAGUUUAUAGAAGAAGUAAUUGAGGAUCACAUUUUUCGUAGGUCUGAUGGAGAUGUUGAUGUUGACGAUAAUGAAGAGCGUAAUGAUCUUGUCGAUGUUUUGCUUUCGCUUCAAAAGUCUAAUGCUAUUGGCUUCCCAAUUGAUAGAACUGCAAUAAAAGCUCUGAUAUUGGACAUGUUUGCGGGAGGUACUGACACGACUUACACGAUACUAGAAUGGGCGAUGACAGAACUAUUAAGAGACGAAACUGUUAUGCAUAAAUUGCAAGAUGAAGUGAGAACUGUGGUUGGUAACAAAACUCAUGUAUCUGAAGAAGAUUUGGUUAACAUGAACUACUUGAAGGCAGUGAUCAAAGAAACCCUUCGUCUUCAUUUACCGAUACCCUUAUUAGUCCCUCGGAGAUGUAUGGAAGAUAUCAAACUAGAUGACUAUGACAUUGCAGCGGGAACACAGGUAAUUGUCAAUGCUUGGGCUAUUGCAAGAGACCCUUCAACUUGGCACCAACCUCUAGAGUUUAAACCAGAAAGGUUUAUGAAUAGUUCAAUAGAUUUUAAAGGAACGGAUUUUGAACUUAUACCAUUUGGAGCUGGAAGGAGGGGUUGUCCUGGAGUGUUGUUUGCUAUUGCUGUGAGUGAAUUGGUGCUAGCAAACCUUGUUUGCCAAUUUGAUUGGAAAUUGCUUGAUGGAGUAGCUGCGGAGAAUUUGGAUAUGUCUGAAACUUUUGGCCUUGCCUGUCAUAGAAAAUAUCCUCUCUUUGCAGUGGCUACCAAAUAUGAGAAAAAAUGA
This is a messenger RNA of Lathyrus sativus (Indian pea), 1524 nucleotides long. Lineage: Eukaryota; Viridiplantae; Streptophyta; Magnoliopsida; Fabales; Fabaceae. The record is from the annotation of a GenBank genome assembly.